Molecule: messenger RNA, 6065 nt
Organism: Alligator mississippiensis (American alligator)
Lineage: Eukaryota; Metazoa; Chordata; Crocodylia; Alligatoridae
Gene: ACOT9
Product: acyl-CoA thioesterase 9
Exons: 17
Coding region: 479-1717 (412 amino acids)
Biological process (GO): acyl-CoA metabolic process
Cellular component (GO): mitochondrion
Molecular function (GO): fatty acyl-CoA hydrolase activity
Source: RefSeq, a predicted model, not a curated record
UGCCGGAGCCGGGAGUCUAUGGUGGUGGAGGACUGAGUGCCUGGCACGGGCGUGGUCCCCGGGCACCGCCCGCGAGGCGGCUCGAGCCGGGCCUGGGGCAGUGCAGUGCCGCGCGGGGUUGGAGAAUGCUGGCCCUCAGGUCUGCCUGCAAUCAUUCCCUACCCUCUGUAGUGUGCACUUCACCCCACAAUUUAGUAUCAUCCGCAAACUUGGACAGAGUACACUUCACACCCACAUCCAAGUCACUGAUGAAGAUAUUGAAGAGUACAGGUCCAAGGACCGAACCCUGUGUGACCCCACUACCCACCUUGUUCCAGGUUGAUACUGACCCAUCUACUACCACUCUCUGGGUGCGACUGCUAAGCCAAUUUGCCACCCACUGGACAGUGUAAACAUAUUAUGUACAGUAAAGAAGACCACUUCUGUUCUGGUGAGGGCAUUGACUUCCCAGAGCAAUGGUUCCAAGUCUCUUCCAGAUAUGUCUGAAGGGCACUUACCUAUUCAUGUGAAUAAUGUGCGAAGCAGAUUGAGGGCUAUAGUGGGAGCUUCUACCAACUGGAGAGACCAUGUGCAAGCCAUGCAAGAAAGGAAAGCUCUACAUAACUUACUGGCCCAAAAGCAGGAAGACCUGCCUCCCAAGAAAAUGAAAGACAGCUACAUAGAGGUCAUUUUGCCUCUAGGGAGCCAACCUGAAAUAAGAGAGAAAUAUUUGAAUGUACACAACAGUGUAAGGUUUGGAAGGAUUCUUGAAGAUCUCGACAGCUUAGGAGUUCUCAUUUGUUACACUCACACCAAGCAUGAAUCUCACCAGCGAUCUCCUUUAUCAAUAGUUACAGCCCUGGUGGAUAAAAUUAAUUUGUGCAAGAAGGUCAUAUACCCAGACUGUGAUAUCAAAUUCACUGGCAGUGUUUCUUGGGUUGGGAAGACAUCAAUGGAAGUAAAGAUGCACAUGCUUCAGGAAUAUGAUGGUGUUUACAGCCCUGUAUUAGAUGCAACCUUUGUCAUGGUGGCUCGUGAUCCAGAAAACAAAAGGUCAGCAUUUGUUAAUCCAUUAAUUCCUGAUGGCCCAAGGGAGGAAGAAGUGUUCAAGCAAGGAGCAUUGAACAAGAUCAAGAGGACAGAUUUCAGCACUGCAUCCUUACUGAAAAUGGCUCCUACUGCAGAAGAAAGAAACAUUGUCCACAACAUGUUCCUUAAUACAUUGGAUACAAGGACAGUAAGUUUUCGGAGCCGUGUGCUACCACCUAAUUCAGUGUGGAUGGAGGAUGCGAAGCUAAAGGGCUUGCAAAUCUGUCAUCCCCAGGAGCGGAACAUUUUCAAUAGGAUCUUUGGCGGUUUUCUGAUGAGAAAAGCAUUUGAGCUGGGAUGGGCUACUGCCUGCAAUUAUGGAGGUUCAAGACCUUUCAUUGUGUCUGUAGAUGACAUCAUGUUUCAGCGACCAGUGGAGAUUGGAUCCUUAUUAUUACUUUCUGCCCAGGUUUGUUACACAGAAAAAAACUAUAUCCAGAUAAGAGUACACAGUGAGGUUUAUGACACAGACAUCAAGGAACACAAGACAACCAACAUCUUCCAUUUCACGUUUAUGUCAGAAAAUGAAGUUCCUCAGAUUGUGCCAAAAACAUAUGGUGAGUCCAUGUUGUAUUUGGAUGGGAAGCGACAUUUCAGUGCAACCAUGAAGGAAACCAGAGAAGCAAUGAAUGCCCCUGCAGCAGCCUAGCAAAAGGCUACGUUUUAGAGGAGCCAUCACCAAAGACUUCUUGCUUCAUUUAUGCAACGUGUUGGUGUUGGCAUUCCUGCCCUUUGAAGCAGUUUGAUUAUGAAUGUAAUAAUCUGGAAUUCAUCAGGCAUAUACAAAAUGAAAAUCAUUUAGUGCUAUUUAUACGUCUAGCUGGAGAGGCAUUUCGAUAGCGUAGUGCUGCUUUCUGCCCCCCGCCCCUCUCCCCCCCCCACCGACUCCUUCUGCAGUCCCAUCCCAUUAGAACUUCCAUAGUUAAGACACACAGCUUUUAAAGCCAGUUUUCAUAUUGCUAUAGAAGGGUGAAAACAUAGUCUAGAGCAGUGGUUCUCAAUCUCCUUUGGACUCAUAGCCCCCUCCAUAACUCUUAUACAUUUUGGCACCCAGUUUCAAAAACUAAUUUAUAUAUUACAAUGCUUACCUCUUUGCAGAGAAGCCUGGUAGUGCGGGUAGGGGCUUGUAUAAGCAGGGACAAGUCUGAGCCUGUACUUGUCUGCUUAGUUUAUCUGCUUAUCUCCUGAUACCUGCAACACCCUUAAAAGGAUCUUAAGUCACCCCAGGAUGCCUGUCAACUGCUUGAGUAUCACUGGUCAAAACUCUAAAAGUAUACUGUCAAAAUGCCACCAUUUUUAUCUCUUGCUUCACUAUCACCUUUGAUUCUUCCUACUUGUUUCUCUGAUACAGGAAAGCUCUCCAAAAUGAGGGCUGCAAGUGUAAUCCUGUUGGUUUAUUUAUAUACCUGUACCUGACUCAAGUUCUUGUCCAAGUCACAUUCAGCCUCCUUGUAGGUUCUCAAGGACACUUCUCAACAGCAGGAGGGUGGCAUGAUAGGCACAUUUUGUUGCAUGUGCAUCUUUCAUAAGACAGAAUUUUGUAAGGUAAUUGCAGAGCCCUGCUGUAAGAGUCUGAUGUUGUGCGUUUCCUAUUCUUUUUUGAGGACGACCUCCGACUCUUUCAACCCCCCCAAAAUGAUUUUGCCAGAUGUGAAGUUUGUACCCCUGUACACAGGAUCCCACUCUUCUUUUUGUGCACGUGCACUCUUUCCUGCAUUAGCUUUGUAAUGCAGCAAAGGCAAGAUGGCGCAUGAGGCAAAUUCCUGAGUGAAUAUCAAGGGGGUGGGAAAGGGGCUUUAGUAGAGCAGAAUGUGUACUGCAACAGAUAAAGCCUGUGUGAAGGCUGCUUAGAACAGCAUUGAUCUCUCUCUGUAGGGCCUAACAAAUCUAUUGAAUAGUUCUUGGAUCAGUUAGUGGGGUUGGGGAGACCGCAGUAUCCUCAGGCCCAGACAGGUUCCAACACACGUGAAGUCUAUUGACCUCUGUUGCUAGAAGACAGAAUCCUUGGCUGUAGAAUAGAUCUGUGCUUGGUCAUAAUGACAUAAUAACGUUGUACAGCUUUUACUACAAACAGCAGAAAGGAUAUUGUGUCCACAUGAAAUAUGGAGCAGUUUUCCAGUGUGAAGAGGACUCAAAAACCUGCUUAAGUUUUAGAGAGAAAUAGGAGGGGUGAAUGGAUCACAGGGAUAGACCUAGAUUAGGUUGUGACCAAUGACAGGCUAUGUGUUGAGGAAGAUGGAAGGUAGCUUAGAGUCCUCUUUUUUUUUUUUUAAAUAAUGUUGCCACAAAAAAGGAAAGGAGAAGGUUUUCCUUUUUCUUUUAUGGAGACGUGCAGCUUAGGUACAGACAAAACCAGAGGUGGUUAGUCAUGUUAGUCUGAAGUCAGGAGGAAGGAAGGGCAGGGUUCAGCAACCUCAGGGCAAGAUCCAGCUUGCCAAGAGAUUGGCUCUGGCUUGUGAAGGUCUGAUCUCUUCUAUGUUUUAUUAAUGGUGCUCUGAUCCAUUGCUGCUGUUCAGCUGCCAGAUCCAUUCUGCUGUUUACCAGGAGCCGUCUUAUCUCCUCUUGCUGUCCCAGCCCUCCUUGCUUUGUGUAGAGGGUUGCUGUCUUGCCCUCUAAUGACGUUUCCCCAAAAUUUGCUGCUGAAUUAGCCAGUCCAAAUGCCAGCAUGUCUUUUUUGGGGAGGCUUCAUUAUGGCAUGCUGAGAGAGCAGGUGUCAGUACAGAGCACAGAUGACUAAACUUGCAGUAGAGGAUUGGCAGCCUGCCGCUGUGGCUGGGUUGCAAAUCCUGGCCUGUGCCUGGGGGUAUCUGAAACAUAUCUUGCUUGACCAAUCUCAUUUCCUUCUACGACCAGGUGACCUAUCACCUGGACAAGGGAGUUGAGAUUGAUGCCAUAUAUCUUGACUUCAAAAAAGCCUUCGAUCUGGUGUCCCAUGAUCGUCUCUUGGAGAAACUGGCCAAUUGUUGCCUUGGGUCCUCCACGAUCCACUGGCUGGAAAAUUGGCUCUGGGGUCGGACCCAGAGGGUAGUAAUUGAUGGAAGUCACUCAUCGUGGUGUUCUGUGACCAGUGGGGUCCCCCAAGGCUCUGUCCUUGGACCCAUACUGUUCAACAUCUUCAUUAAUGAUGUGGACACUGGAGUCAGAAGCGGACUGGCCAAGUUCGUCGAUGACACCAAACUUUGGGGCAAAGCAUCCACACCAGAAGACAGGCGGGUGAUCCAGGCUGACCUGGACAGGCUCAACAAGUGGGCGGACGAGAAUCUGAUGUUCAACGCCGAUAAAUGCAAGGUUCUCCACCUUGGGAAGAAAAACCCGCAGCAUCCUUAUAGGCUCGGCAGUGCUAUGUUGGCUAGCACUAUGGAAGAAAGAGACUUGGGGGUCAUCAUUGACCACAAGAUGAACAUGAGUCUGCAGUGCGAUGCUGCGGCUAGUUAAGUGACCAAAACGCUGGCUUGCAUCCAUAGAUGCUUCUCAAGCAAAUCCCAGGACGUCAUUCUCCCCCUGUACUCGGCCUUAGUGAGGCCGCAGCUGGAGUACUGCGUCCAGUUUUGGGCUCCACAAUUGAAAAAGGAUGUGGAGAAGCUUGAGAGAGUCCAGAGAAGAGCCACGCGCAUGAUCAGAGGUCAGGGAAGCAGACCCUACGAUGACAGGCUGAGAGCCCUGGGGCUCUUUAGCCUGGAAAAGCGCAGGCUCAGGGGUGAUCUGAUGGCCACCUACAAGUUUAUCGGGGUGACCACCAGUAUCUGGGGGAACGUUUGUUCACCAGAGCGCCCCAAAGGAUGACGAGGUCGAAUGGUCACAAACUACUACAAGAUCGUUUCAGGCUGGACAUAAGAAUUUCUUUACUGUCCGAGCCCCCAAGGUCUGGAACAGCCUGCCACCGGAGGUGGUUCAAGCGCCUAUGUUGAACACCUUCAGGAGCAAACUGGAUGCUUAUCUUGCUGGGAUCCUAUGACCCCAGCUGACUUCCUGCCCUUUGGGCGGGGGGCUGGACUCGAUGAUCUUCCGAGGUCCCUUCCAGCCCUAAUGUCUAUGAAAUCUAUGAAAUUACAAAGACAUUUCAAAAGGCUACCUAUAGAUAUACAGGUGAGAUGAAAUGCUCCCAAGUGUGACAAAAUAGUACCAGGGAGCAGGUACUGAUUGUAUUGUUUUGUUCCACUGUCCAUCUUUGUGGGUUGUCAGUUCUCCAGCAUCCCAAAAUGCAUUGCUUUUCCUACCCCUGUCUGCCCCCAACACGCACCCCUCCUUCUGCUCCUAGUGGGGUCCUAGGCUCUCUGCUGUUCAACACUUUAGUCAGUGAUCCUGAAAUUGAUACAACUCUGAUGAUUCCAUUUGUGGACGACCCAAAGAUUAGUGGAACGGUAAACGGUGAUGAAGGAAAACAGUCAUGUAGAGUUGGACUGAUUGCUUGGUAAUCUGGGUCCAAGCCAAACAAAAAAAAGGUGUUAUAAGAACUUGAGUUGAAAUGUAUUGCAUCUAGGACUAAGAAAUGCAGGCCAUUGCCACAGAACAGGGGACUAGCCUGGAAAGUAAUGACUGAAAAGGUUGAGUGAUUUUCAUGGACAAAGUAAGUCAACCAGACAGAAAACUUUUGACAAAAGAACCAUACAAAUGAUUCAGAGGCUGGAAAAGACUCCCUGUAGUGAGAGUGGAGCUCAGUCUGCUCAGCCUACUAAAAUAUUAGUGGAUGACAUGGUUACAGUGUAUGUAUAAUGGAGAGAGAGACUGGUUUUUUAUGACUCAAGUGUAGAAAAGCAUAAGAAGAACCUAGAGUUGGAAGCUGAAGCCAGGCAGGAUCAAAUGGCACCUCUGGCUUUCCAGAAAUGUAAGUACUAGAGCUGUGGAGUGAGAGCUAUCUGUAGCUCCCUGCUUACAAUCCAGUGCUGGUACUGUGAGUCUCUCUAUUACAUAUAGUAAUGAGUUAAACUGGCUACCUAAUAGUGUGUCCUCAUUUUUGCAUCCAACUAUAAAUAAAGUUUGCCUCCUUUCCAACUGCA